AAAGCUUGAGAGCGCACGAACACUUCGUUCAGUGCUCAAAUAGAACUCAAAUCGUGCGGUUGCAGAUACCGUCCGCUGCGGAAGACUAGAACAAACCAAAACCGAAAGCGUUGUUCAACACACAAAUACACAUAUACACAAACACAGAGUCACAUACGCUCAAUACCCAAACAAACUGACAUAAAAAACUUGGGGAAAUUGCGACUUUAGUGAACAAAGGAUAAUUGUUAGGAAUUCAGAAGCAAAGUGAAAGAAAAAAACAAAAGAAUAUCAAUAACCACCACAGAUAGCCAGUCGUAAAAUGCCAACGGAAAAAUCAAUAUACCAUCCGAAUCCGGCAAUUAGCCGUAACGCCUACAUAUCCAGCUUUGAGGAGUACACGAAAUUCUACAAGGAGUCCUUGGACAAUCCUGCCGAGUUUUGGUCGCGCGUAGCGAAACAAUUUCAUUGGGAAACGCCUGCAGAUCCCUCGAAAUUCUUGCAGUACAAUUUUGAUAUCUCCAAAGGACCCAUUUCGAUAAAAUGGAUGGAAGGCGCCUCGACCAACAUCUGCUACAAUCUGUUGGAUCGCAAUGUCCGCAACGGACUGGGCGAUCAGAUAGCGUACUAUUGGGAGGGCAACCACCCCGAUGAUUAUUCGCGUGGUCUCACCUACCGGAAACUGUUGGAGGAAGUCUGUCGCUUUGCCAACGUGCUGAAGGAUCAUGGCAUAAAGAAGGGCGAUCGUGUCUCCAUUUAUAUGCCCAUGAUCCUGGAGCUGCCCAUUGCCAUGUUGGCCUGUGCCCGCAUUGGAGCAGUGCACUCCAUUGUAUUCGCUGGAUUCUCGCCCGAUUCGUUGGCUGAACGCAUGUUCGAUUGCAAGGCCAAGAUGUUAAUUACAGCCGACGGAGCUUGGCGUGGCGAGAAGCCGCUUUACUUGAAGGCCCUGUGCGAUACGGCCCUGGAGAAGGUCGAGGAGAUGGGUCAUUCGGUGGAGAAGUGCAUUGUGGUGUCGCAUUUGAAGCGAGUAACACCCUGCCAGGAGAAUCAUGUGGAGCAGGACAUACCCUGGACCGACGAUCGCGAUUACUGGUGGCACGAGGAGAUGGAGGACAAGGAGCCUGCCUGCUAUCCCGAAUGGAUGGACGCCGAGGAUCCAUUGUUUAUGCUCUACACGAGUGGAUCCACUGGAAAACCAAAGGGUGUGCUCCACACCACAGCUGGUUACCUGCUCUAUGCAGCAACCACAUUUAAGAUUGUAUUUGAUUACAAGCCCGGUGACAUUUACUGGUGCACCGCUGAUGUGGGCUGGAUUACUGGACACACCUAUGUGGUAUACGGACCACUGGCCAAUGGCGCCACUUCAGUUAUUUUCGAGGGAACCCCCUUCUUUCCCGGCAACGAUCGCUACUGGAGCGUCAUUGACAAGUACAAGGUCACACAGUUCUACACAGCGCCUACGGCUAUAAGGGCACUCAUGAAGUUUGGCGAGGCUCCAGUGCUCAAGCACAAUCUCAGCGGUCUCAAGGUUCUGGGCAGCGUUGGUGAGCCAAUCAAUCCGGAGGCUUGGCUGUGGUACUAUCGCUUAAUUGGCAAGGAACAGUGCUCCAUUGUGGACACAUUCUGGCAAACGGAAACUGGUGGUCAUGUCAUUACGCCCCUACCCGGCGCCACGCCCAUGAAACCAGGCUCUGCUUCGUUUCCCUUCUUUGGAGUCAAACCUUUGCUGCUGGAUGAGUGCGGGAUUGAGAUCAAGGGCGAAGGCGAGGGAUACUUGGUAUUUUCGCAGCCCUGGCCUGGUAUGAUGCGCACCUUGUUUAACAAUCAUGAACGCUUCGAGGACACCUACUUCUCCAAGUUCCCCGGAUUCUAUUGCACUGGAGAUGGUGCUCGUCGUGAUGCUGAUGGUUAUUUGUGGAUCACUGGCCGUGUGGAUGAUAUGUUGAAUGUGUCGGGUCAUCUAAUGUCAACUGCUGAGGUAGAAUCUGUGCUCACGGAGCAUCCACGUGUCGCCGAAUCGGCUGUUGUCUCACGUCCUCAUCCAGUCAAAGGAGAGUGUCUAUAUUGCUUCAUAACGCCCAAUGAGAACGAAGCUUUCGACCAAAAACUGAUCGCGGAUCUUAAGAAGAUGGUGCGUGAACGUAUUGGACCAUUUGCCAUGCCAGAUGUUAUACAGAAUGCACCCGGAUUGCCGAAGACGCGAUCCGGCAAGAUAAUGAGGCGUGUUCUGCGCAAGAUCGCGGUUAACGAUCGAAAUGUGGGCGACACUUCAACACUGGCCGAUGAACACAUUGUGGAAGAAUUGUUCGCUAAUCGACCCGUCGAGGCCAAGUAGACAGUUACCCUUUGGAUAAUCUUGGAUUCGCUUUUAGCUUCAAGAGUUCUCCUUCUCCCCUCUGCUGCAAUCCUCUACUUAGCCAUAAUUAUGUGCGGUACCAUAUUUUAGGCUGUCUAUUGACCAGCGUAAUCAACCGUAUACAAUUUACGUGUGAAUCUUGUAAAUCUCCUUCUCCCUUAAACAUCUAUAUAUAGCUAAUAUAUAUUUAAUUCGUAACUUUGUUGGCCCCCCAUCCGGGCUUACAGUCACAUUCUAUUUAGUUGUUAAGUGUGUAAGUAACAAUUGAUUUGUUUAACUUGAAAAUUCACCCAUUUAUUUGAUAUACAUAUUUUGUCAAUGUGUGUGAAUGAGUUCUUGAAAUGAUUGGUUCUGUAUCCGUAUCGUAUAUAGUACAUAGCAAUGUCUCUUUAUAGUGUAUUCGUAGUUAACAAUUUGCUGAGCACGCACAUUUUUCCAGUUUUCUAGUUUUUCAAGCUCAUUUGUUUCUUUGUUGUAGUCUUAGCUUAAGUUGCUAAAUUCGUUGUGAUACAAAUUUAAUUAUAUUGAUUAUGUAUGUAUUUUUAGUAGAAUUGAUAUAAACAAAAAACAAAACAAAAUAUAUACACAAUUUCAGUAAUAUAUCUUCACAAACAACCACAAUACAUUUCACACUUUUCUUUUUUCAAUUUUUACAAAAUAUUUUUCUCUGUAGUGCUGUUGCUUUCUUUUUCUAUAAUCCGUGCAUCAACUUAAUUGGAACACGUAAGUCCGGAUGAUAAUACAAAUCGAAUUACGAUCUCUAAUCAAUCUAAUUAAAUCGAUCUGAAAUGGGUUUGUUUAUUUAUUUGUUAGAUUGUAAGCUCUGAAAACGAUACAUAUCAAUGUUGCAUAAUGCUUGUCGACAUUCCUAUAUACUAAAUUGGUAUUAUACAUAUAUAAUUAAUCAACUACACACUGAAUAAGAGUGUUAUAUGGUCAAAAGACUUCCUGCAACGUAAACAUAUCAUUGAAGUUACUGCUGCAAAACUCAAAUCUUAUAUACAUAUCAUUAUUGUUAGGCCCGAUUUCGCGAUGUUCAGUGAUGGAACCUGAAUUGAACAUUGUGUUAAACCGACCAUAGUAUUGUUGUUGUUAUCUGUCAACGUUGGGUAAGAGAUAUUUAAGAAAGAUUGAAUGGAACGUAGUGCUUCUUAAACUUUUUGAUAAGGCGCUAUUAACGCCUUUGUCUGAUUGUAACAAGUUGGUUAGAAUCGAGAGAAAUGAAACGUAUAUUGUUUUAGCCUGAAUAUAAUUAGAUGUACAUUACACGAGAUAUAUUUAUCGAAUCAUAUACGAGUAUAUAUGUGUAUU
Molecule: messenger RNA, 3646 nt
Organism: Drosophila innubila
Lineage: Eukaryota; Metazoa; Arthropoda; Insecta; Diptera; Drosophilidae
Gene: AcCoAS
Product: acetyl-coenzyme A synthetase
Exons: 6
Coding region: 302-2314 (670 amino acids)
Molecular function (GO): acetyl-CoA synthetase activity; AMP binding
Source: RefSeq, a predicted model, not a curated record